This is a messenger RNA of Metschnikowia bicuspidata var. bicuspidata NRRL YB-4993, 787 nucleotides long. RefSeq lists its product as uncharacterized. The record is from RefSeq and is a predicted model, not a curated record. The transcript has a single exon. The coding region runs from base 170 to 733 and encodes 187 amino acids. Lineage: Eukaryota; Fungi; Ascomycota; Pichiomycetes; Serinales; Metschnikowiaceae.
CAUCACAUAGCUGGUGCCCGCAUCUUUUCCCAGGAACCCAUUUGACAAAAGGAAUACAGCUACAAGUUUAAAUGAAUUGUCCAGACAGCUCAUUAAAUUGGUCAAUUGUGGUUGUGGCCUGGAAAUAGCAACCGCAGCCACUUUCAAUAGAAAACUCACCGCACGUGAUAUGGACAAGUAUAGAGGGGAAAUAUGCCACCCUAGUCAAUUCUCUUUUUUAUUAAAGAAACAUCGUAUUAUAAGUUGUCUCUGGAGGGAUGCAAGACCGCCACAAACCAAAAAGUAUAAAGAAAAAACCCAUGAUAGAUCGCAACAUUGGCUCAGGUGGAAGGCGCGAGCACCAAUUCACGAAAUCUCGCAAAGAAGAUGUGACUCCCUCAAAAAGACUUCUGCUCAUAACCAAUACAAAACAUUGAAUAAAACAACUAAAUGCUAUUGUCCCAUGAGGCAUGUAUUCCUCUUGAGUUUUGGCCCAGGCCCAGUGGAUUUGUUCAGUUUGAUUCUUGCGCAGGUAUGGACCGCCGUUCUUUGUUGGCGUCAUCCAAGAUUUGAAACCCAGGGGAACCCAUUGUCUGCAAAAGUAGUGUUGAUUAUCUUGAGGCUAUUCAGAAAUACAUCACAACUCUUUAUUGUUUUACCACAACCCCAUGAACAGAGUCCCAAUUUUUCUCAGAAACACUAUUUAUGUUUUAUUCACCAAAAGCAGGAAAAUGAGACCUUCGGGGCCUUAUAAUUUUUUUAGCGUACAGCUAGCGGGCUUUAAAAAUAAAAAAAAACGUAGAUAUGU